AUUUUUCCUUCUCGUUCCUCCUCGCCCUCACCCAUCCAUAAUGAACAACUACCCUCGCCAUCAACUCGCGUCUCCUCCACUUUCUGAGCGUUCUUUCGUCCCUUCCUCCGAAUUAGCCAAUCGUGGCAGCCCUACAUACAAACAACACCCUACCGCCCCACGAUUCAGCCUUCCUAGAUGUUACAUUCUCUACAGUCUCCACUCUCUACUCAUCACGUCCCAUUAUCAACAAUGUCAACGGCAGUCUUAAUGAAACGAAGAAUCGAUGAAAUCUCUCAGGAUUGUACUCACAAUGGUGUCAACCAACGUCAAAACGCUCCUAUCACGACAUUUCAACACACUCUCAAAAGAAGGCGCGAACAACCGUUUCCAAUACUCGCAAAAACGACUUUUGGAAAAAACCCGGAAUGGAUGCUUUGCUGGAUUGGGUGACAGAUCCGGAAAACGAUGCCCGACUAAGGAAUGUAGGGAGAGUCUCUGGCACCAAACUCUGCGAUAUUUACCGAGAGGUGGCUCUGCUUGUCAACCAGCAGUGCGGGACAGAGUGGAAGUCUGAUGAGGUCAGAAGCAAUAUCAGAGGCAUCGAAAAGAAAUACAAAGACGCUCACACCUUGGCAGCCUCGACAGGCGAAGGCCAUGACGGCUCCAAAGGAUUGCUGGAACGAAUACGCGAGAUUUGCCCGCCCUAUGACCGAUUGUAUCUAGUGUAUGCGUCUAGCGUUGUCAAGAAUCCUCUUCCUCUUAAGCAAUCCGUGCCUGCUCCUGCUCCUGAGGAAAGCUUCUUCGCCUCCGAUCUCGACAAUGACGACGAUGCUGACGAUGCGCCUGAAGAUGAAAGGAGAGCUACAAGGCAGAACGCAAGGGAGGCCAGUGUUGCGACCAAUUCAUCCGCAAGGUCCUCCAAAGCGAAAUCGAGAACUUCAAAGGCGAAUAGUAUCGAUAUUCUUUCAAAUCGACUGCAAGAAAUCAAAGAGAUGUGUCGAACCCAUGGUAGCGCCGGCAGUUCCUCUUCGACCUCUCAAGUUGACUCAUGGAUCCAGCAACGCUUUCAUGAACUUAAGGAGGAACUAGACGAAUAUAAGCGGGAGAAUCGUGAGCUCAAGGAUCAACUUGUCAAGAUACAGCUGGAUCAUUGUAAGGAAAACGAGAAAAUCAAGUGCGACCUUGCAGCUACAAAGAGGGAACUUGAACUGAGGGUUGCGCAAGUGAUAAAAGAAACGCAACCGAAAAAAGAGGAAAGUAAACAGCAAUAAACGUUUAUUAGAACGUUAGAACGUUCA
Messenger RNA from Gamsiella multidivaricata, 1280 nucleotides. RefSeq lists its product as uncharacterized. The record is from RefSeq and is a predicted model, not a curated record. The coding region runs from base 408 to 1253 and encodes 281 amino acids. NCBI's taxonomy places the organism in Eukaryota, Fungi, Mortierellomycota, Mortierellomycetes, Mortierellales, Mortierellaceae. The transcript is spliced from 2 exons.